AAUUUCAGAGUGGCGUCAUAAACCCGCGCUUUGUUUGGAACGUCAGCUCGUUGGCGGGAUUUAGGCUCCGGGAAAAGACAGGCAACGAUUGUUGUGAGAUAUUUGCAAUGCAGUUUUUAGGCAGAAGAAAGAAGCUGAUCGGCAACUUUCAGAAUGAUCUGUAUGAUCAAUGUCUUCAGUUUUAUGGACAGCCUCCUCUGGAGAACAUCUCUCUCUCUGAGUUUGAAAGCUUCGCAGUGGAGAGAUUGAAAUUACUCAAGACUGUCGAAAACGUUGGGGUGAGCUGUGUGAAAAAUUCAGAACGAUACACCAAGAAAUUGGACGCUGAAAUUUCAAGUCUGAACUUCCCACACAGGGCAGAACUGGGUGACCAAAAGGUUCAGGGAGGAAUAUCUGAAUAUGAGAAACGAAGAAAAGACCACAUCUCCCAUUUUAUUCUGCGCUUGGCUUAUUGUCAGACAGAGGACCUUAGGCGAUGGUUUAUCCAACAGGAAAUGGAUCUUUUCCGCUACCGGUUUAACUGCCUUCAUUCAAAGCACAAGACUGACUUUUUGCAUAAAAAUAAUUUGAAGUAUGAGACGGUAAGUGCAGAGGAGAAGAAAAACCUAAAAGACAAGCUCAUUGCCUCCAGUUAUGGAUUAAGUGGAACCAAAGUGGAAGAACAUGAUGUCUACAAAGUGCCAUUCCAGGAUGCCCUGGAUUUAGUGCGCACAAGGAAAGUCUACUUGCUGGCUGGAAAUGCUUACAUUCCCCACCACGAAAUUGUCACGAUUGUCCUUAAUGACUUCCGAACAAGACUGUCCAAAGCACUUGCGGUAAGUAACAAAAUUGGAGCUCACCAUCUUCAUGGUGAGAUGAAUGUUGUAAACUUUAAAGGAAGGCAUUAUUAG
Molecule: messenger RNA, 890 nt
Organism: Sinocyclocheilus grahami
Lineage: Eukaryota; Metazoa; Chordata; Actinopteri; Cypriniformes; Cyprinidae
Product: DNA primase large subunit-like
Exons: 7
Coding region: 108-890 (260 amino acids)
Biological process (GO): DNA replication initiation; DNA replication, synthesis of primer
Cellular component (GO): alpha DNA polymerase:primase complex
Source: RefSeq, a predicted model, not a curated record